This is a messenger RNA of Monopterus albus (swamp eel), 1712 nucleotides long. Its product is annotated as T-cell ecto-ADP-ribosyltransferase 1. Gene Ontology annotation, molecular function: NAD+-protein-arginine ADP-ribosyltransferase activity; NAD+ poly-ADP-ribosyltransferase activity. The record is from RefSeq and is a predicted model, not a curated record. NCBI's taxonomy places the organism in Eukaryota, Metazoa, Chordata, Actinopteri, Synbranchiformes, Synbranchidae. Bases 166 to 1017 code for a protein of 283 amino acids. The transcript has 4 exons.
AAGGAAAAGGAGUUGCUUGCUGAGAUAAGCCUUUUCACUUCCCACAGAUGUGUUCUGCAUAGAAUGAUCACACUCUUGCAGUUUGGAGUGCAUGGACUUGAUUUUUUGAGUUGCUCCCAGAGACUAAUUCUUUUUGCUUAAGAUACAAGACAAAAAGAGAGAAAAAUGUGGCAUGGAAGAAAACUGCUUCUUGUUGCAAUAGUUUUCACGGCUCUCUACUACACAGUAACUGCAAAGGGUGCAAAACUACUGGACAUGGCCCCAAAUGCUGUAGAUGACAUGUACACAGGAUGCCAUAAAGAGGCUAUGAAGAACUUUAUCCAUUCAGGCCUUUUAGAACGAGAGCUAAACAACAGCAAGGGAUUCCAGAAAGCAUGGAAAGCAAACCCCAAAUGUUCAAAGCCGAUCCCUGGAGGAAUAAAAGAACAUUCUGCUGCACUUUUGGCAUAUGCUAAUGCAGAUGAAGAGUUUACUCAGACUUUGAAUAAUGCAGUGGAGACAAUGGGCGUAAAUGUUAGCACCUAUGAAAACCACUUCCAUUUCAAGUCUCUUCACUUUCUGCUUAUGGAUGCCUUCAGGCUGAUGAAGCCAAAGAACUGCAAGACUGUUUAUUUUGUCACAGAGAAGGAAUACAAAGCAGAAAUAAACUCAAGUGUGAGAUUUGGAAGGUUCAGCACGGGUUAUUUUAACGAUAGUUCAGCAAAGGCCAUGACUGAUUUGGAUGACCUGUUCGUUUUUAAUAUAACAUCUUGCUUCUUUGUCAACCUGGAGAACACCACUUGCAGCAUGCACAAGGAUAUGGCACUCUUAUCUCCAGCUGAGAUGUUCAUUGUGGAGAAGGCACAUAGAGUUAAAGUGGGUGAUACUGAUACUGAAUACAAUGAGAUUGUUUUGCGACAUUCAGGAGUGAACAGCUCGCACAACUGCUACAUUUUUUCACGGUCGCAAGCUGACGCCUCCAGCCAGUGGCUUGUGUCAGUGCUUGUAGCCUUAUCUCUUUAUUUCUUUAAUUGUUGAACAAAAAACAAUUAGCAUCUCAGAGUGCCCUGAGAAUUAUUACAACACAAAAAACACGUUGUUUCUACAGGUAAACAAUGAAUUGUUUGAUGUGAUGUCUGCCAAUUCCGAUGAUGCAAGCUUUUGGCUGCAAAAAUAUAGGCCUACUCAUAUAUUGUGUUUUUAAAUGACUUGCAUCACACUCUGAAAUAUUUUUCUUAUAUACUGUAUAUCAGCAUUAUCAAUAUUUUUGCGAGGCAAGAAUAAUUUUCAAAUAAUUUUUUGAGCAUUACAUGUCUUCAUUAGGGAUGUUAUAGUAGAUGAAAUGAGUGGAGGGAGAGGAGAGUGUGUGCAACAGAGUCGUGGGGUGGACACAAACCCAGUACGCUGCAGUUCAGGGUUGACACCUUAACACUCCAAAAUAAGUUUCAACUGUCAUUAUCAGCUUUUAGGUGUAUGGCUUUAGCUUUAGAGAUAUAUAAAUAAAUAUAAUGGCUGCACUGACAUUGUUUUGCCUCAUUUUUUACACGUGUAUACAGGUACUGUACAUAUACGUAUAUAUACAUAUACGUUCCAGGAGCCGUGGGGAUGGCUGAGUGACAUACUUGCAUGUAUCUCAUAAAGAUGCUCUUUUCAUGUUACACUGAGGUCCAACAAGUCUUCCAAAUUAAAUAGUAAAAUAUGUCAGUGGUCCACGCUGUACAGAACGACACAUA